AUGGCUAUCACUCUCGACGACCUGCCUGACGACCUCUUGAUCUACGCCAUCGCGAUUCUCUCCGUCCCUGAUAUCUUGUUUCUCCGCCAGACUUGUACCCGGUUUAACGCACUCACAAGGCUAGAGAUCAUAUGGAUCAACGCAUUCAAAUUCAAUAUCCUCUCCAAAGAUUACCCCUGUCCCGUCGAUGACACUGAUUUCGAACAGCGCACAUGUCACGCCUACCGGCUCGCGACUCGAUGGCUCGCAGACUCUCCUCUGAUUCCCGUGAGCCAGACAAGCUUCAAUGGGUCGCCUGCACAAGAGAUAAAAUUCAUACCAGGAUGCCAAAACAAGCAGAAGUGCUCAGAGUGGUCACCCAAAGGUGAGUUAUUCGUUGGGGUGACUCUUAAUGCGGAUCCCGAGUCUGAUGUGAGCGUGGUGGUCACAUUGAGCAGGCCACAGACAAUCGUGCUCCUCCAUUUGGACGGCAACGGAAGCUUGCGCCAAAUCCAGGACAUCGACGUCGGCUUCCGCCCAGUCAGCAUGACUGGUGACAUUAUAUCCUUCAGCGACGAUGUUUCCAAGACAUUAAUAUACAACUGGAAGACAGAGGAGCGUGCCUACCUCGAAGGAGGCGACAUGCCGAAUUACCACUGCAACCAUGUCGUCUUUGCACCAAACACCGUCGUUGUCGUCUGCAUCAACACGUUUAGUGUCUACGCCAUGCCGCCCCUCCUCAGACAAAUCAACACGGCCAUCAUGACAAACUGUUUCGACUGGUUCGAUCGCACCAGUGCAACACCAACAUCCCUCCUCAUAUUCUCUGAGAUGUACAGACCCCAGACAUUAGAGCCCAAUUUGUUCCAACUGUGCUCCCUGGCCUCUGUUCCCCCAACCCUCCUCUUCGAAGGAUUAUCCCGCCAUCGCGUACUCUCACAUGUCAACAUGGUCCUUGGCAAGCGGGGUACGGUGUCACCGCCUGUAUUCCCUGGUUCGCUCAACCCCACCGCUCAAGUCCGCAUUCGCGAGCUAUGCUCAAAUGCCCCCAAAAACUGGACUGCGUUGAAUUACGAUGAAGAACUCGAGAGGAUCGCCCUUGGUUCUCGGUAUGGAGAAGUUACUAUUACUCAGUUGUAG
Molecule: messenger RNA, 1119 nt
Organism: Desarmillaria tabescens
Lineage: Eukaryota; Fungi; Basidiomycota; Agaricomycetes; Agaricales; Physalacriaceae
Exons: 6
Coding region: 1-1119 (372 amino acids)
Molecular function (GO): protein binding
Source: RefSeq, a predicted model, not a curated record